CUGUUCUUAAUUUCUUCACUAUUUUUUACAGUUUCUCCAUGUCCACCCCCCUCUGAAAAUAAUGAAAAAAGAUAGCAUUUUGCUUUCUUGUUGAGAAUUCAUCCACCAAGAUUUCAGCUUUCUGCUUCACUUUGAUUCCUGUACAAAAAAUAGGUUCUUUGUCCUUUCGAUUUCUGUUACUAUCGAUUGUCCCGUAUAAUUCGUUUAACCUAUUAUUUUGUUGUAGUUAUUAUUUCUUUUUUUAAUAUACUUUGGCAUGCCUUGUGUAGUAUUUUGUCUUGUUAGUUUUCUGAGCCUGAGAGUUUAUCGAAAAAACCUCUUUACCUACCAGGAUAAAUUCUGCACAUACUCUACCUUCCUCAGAUCUACUUGUGUAAUUACACUGGCUAUGUUGUUGUUGUUGUUGCUAGCAUCUUGAUCUAAAAAUUUCUUCUUUGAUUGCUACUUUUAUGGUUGAAAAGGAUUUUAUUUGGAGAUGACAUUUUGGGGUUCUGAAUACUUGAUUCUUGCAGAUAAGAUGAAAAUUGAUAUUGUGGGGCUAUGUGAGGCAGGAUCUGCAAUUGAAUUAGAGGAUGAAGCUUGUUCAUUUUUCCCUGAUCCACAUUUGAUGAAUAAUCUCAGAGUUAGUGAUAAUUUAGUCAACAGGAAUGUUGAUAUUAGUUCAUUUCAAUCUGAUGUCAGACCAAAUACUUUAGUCUCAUCAUCUGCAUCUGACUUUCAUGACGAUUAUGAUUUCAGUGAUGGUUUGCUUAAGUAUAUAAAUCAGAUGCUUAUGGAAGAGGAUAUUGAAGAGAAGACUUACAUGUUUCAAGAGUCUGCAGCUCUUCAAGCUGCAGAAAGAUCGUUUUACGAACUUAUUGGAGAGAAGUACCCUUCUUCCGCAAAUCAGGAGAAGCCAUCUAGUUUAGGUCAGAAUGAACGUUAUGCUAUGGACCUUAGUAGUUUCCACUAUAGUGGAAAUGGUGGUUGUGAUGGUUUACUCUGCCCAAAUUUGAUUCUUGAUCUCGAUGAGGAUGAUGUGUCACAUGUGCCUCAUGUUCCCGAUGCUAUUGCUUUGCAUUCAACUUAUCGUUCAUCCCACAGUUUGUCAGGCACUUUCACGGAUGUGCCUGUGGAUUCUCCUGUGAGCACACUUAGGAUUCCUGACAUAUUUAGUGACGGAGAGUCUGUUAUGCAGUUUAAGAAAGGGGUGGAGGAGGCAAGUAAGUUCCUUCCUACGGGCAAUAGCUUGCUUGCUGAUGUGAGGUAUAAUGUAGUGGAAAAGGAGCUGCAGUAUGAUGAGAGAAAAGAUGCAGUAGUAAAGGUUGAGAAGUAUGGGGAAACACAAUCUCCUGAAAGGUCGAGAGGGAAGAAAAACACCCUUCAUGAAGAUAUAGUAACUUCAACGGAAGGGAGAAAUAACAAGCAGUCUGCAGCGUUUUCUGAAUCAACUGUUCGAUCGGAAAUGUUUGAUAGGGUGCUGCUAUGCAGCGCAGAGAAAAAGGAAUCUGCUCUUCGUAAAACCUUGCAGGCUAGAAAUGCAUCAGAGAAUGGCCCUUCAAAGGGAUCUAACGGUAAGAAGUUACAAGGAAAGAAAAAAGGGGUUAAAAGAGAUGUAGUAGACUUGGGAACACUCCUGACACUUUGUGCACAAGCUGUUGCUGUAGGUAACCAAUGGACAGCAAAUGAGCUUUUGAAGCAGAUCAGGCAAAGUUCUUCUCCUAUGGGGGAUGGGAUGCAGAGGCUGGCCCAUUAUUUUGCUGAUGGUCUUGAGGCACGGAUAGCUGGUUCUGGUACUCAUAUUUAUAAAGCCCUUAUUACACGGCCUGUAUCAGCAACUGACGUUUUGAAAGCGUACCACCUACUUCUUGCUGCCUGCCCGUUCAGGACUAUGUCUAGCUUUUUCUCAAAUAAGACAAUUAUGAAUCUAGCUGAAAAGGCUUCAACAGUACAUAUUAUAGAUAUUGGCAUUAUGUGGGGUUUCCAAUGGCCUGGCCUCAUACAACUUCUCUCUUCUAGACCAGGUGGACCUCCCAAGCUUCGUAUAACUGGGAUUGAUUUUCCAAAUCCCGGUUUCCGACCAGCAGAAAGGGUUGAGGAAACAGGGAGGCGGUUAGCUAAUUAUGCUGAGAGCUUCAAAGUUCCUUUUGAGUUCAAUGCUAUAGCGCAAAAGUGGGAAACAGUUAAACUCGAAGAUCUUAAGAUCAAUAAGGGUGAGGUUAUUGUGGUAAACUGUCUGUUCCGUUUUAGGAAUCUACUUGAUGAGACUGUGGUGGUGAAUAGUCCAAGAGAUGUUUUUCUUGAUCUUAUCAGGAGGUUGAAUCCAGAUGUUUUCAUUCAGGGGACUGUAAAUGGUGGUUAUAAUGUCCCAUUCUUUAUCUCACGAUUCCGCGAGGCUCUUUUUCACUACUCAUCCUUGUUUGAUAUGCUUGAAACUAUAAUUCCCCGGGAAGUGCACGAGAGAAUGUUGGUUGAAAAGAAUAUACUUGGUCAGGAGGCAAUGAAUGUCAUCGCGUGCGAAGGUGCUGAGAGAAUUGAGAGGCCAGAAACAUACAAGCAGUGGCAAGUCAGAAUUCUGAAGGCUGGUUUUCGUCAGCUUCCUUUGGAUGAGGAGAUCAUGAGAAUGAUAACAGAACGAUUCAAGGUGUACGACAAGAAUUUCAUGAUUGAUGUAGAUAGUGAAUGGCUAUUGCAGGGAUGGAAGGGUCGUAUCGGAUAUGCACUUUCCACAUGGAAGGCAGCAUAUUAAAUUUGCUCUCAUUCCUCAUCAAGGAGCAUGCUCAGCUGCCAUGAUAUCCCUCUGCCCCUUGUAAAAAAUGAGCUCAUGAAUGGUACUCACUUUUCCAAGUGCUAGUUAUUAAUUCUGUCAUUUCUCUAGUGUGAAUUUAACAAACACAAAUGUGAAGGCUAUGGUCAUAACACUGAUUUGCUUAUGGGGGAGUGGAAGCAGAACUUCAUUUGCCGCCUUCCUUCCCUAACGAGUUGAGCUGUGGCAUCAACAACAGGAGAGAGGAAUGACAACAAUUUUUGAGCAGCAUUUGUGUCUGGUUUAUAGGAACACCAGCGGAGGGUUUAUUGGAACAACCUUUCUUCUUCUCAAGGUAGGGGUAAGGUCUGCGAAUACUCUACGUUCUUCAUGACUCACUUGUGGGAUUACGUUGGUCACUGUGUUGAUGAGAGGCACUUGGUUUAAUAGUCAAAAUGCACGCAGAUCGCCCCGAACAUCAUCAUCAUAAAAAAUGUUUAGAUUGUUUAGCUAACGUGAAGGAUUGGUCACUGCUUACAUAUUGAUUAGAGCCUAUGGAUUCUUUAAUCUGUAAUCAUCUGAAAAGCAUGGAAAACUCUCUAAAUUACAUGCCAAAGUCUAGUUUCUACAGCAACGUUGCAUGACUUUGAUGUUUGUUUUGGUUGUUAAUAUUGUCAAACCUUCAUCUUUA
Molecule: messenger RNA, 3416 nt
Organism: Solanum dulcamara
Lineage: Eukaryota; Viridiplantae; Streptophyta; Magnoliopsida; Solanales; Solanaceae
Product: scarecrow-like protein 14
Exons: 2
Coding region: 476-2728 (750 amino acids)
Biological process (GO): regulation of DNA-templated transcription
Cellular component (GO): nucleus
Molecular function (GO): sequence-specific DNA binding; DNA-binding transcription factor activity
Source: RefSeq, a predicted model, not a curated record